This is a messenger RNA of Arabidopsis thaliana (thale cress), 1016 nucleotides long. Its product is annotated as Ribosomal protein L6 family. Gene Ontology annotation, cellular component: ribosome. Bases 108 to 692 code for a protein of 194 amino acids. Gene Ontology annotation, biological process: translation. Lineage: Eukaryota; Viridiplantae; Streptophyta; Magnoliopsida; Brassicales; Brassicaceae. The record is from RefSeq and is marked reviewed. Gene Ontology annotation, molecular function: rRNA binding; structural constituent of ribosome. The transcript has 3 exons.
GUUUUUUCUCUUGAUACCUUUUAAAACGCCGUCGAGAAAUCUCCCUCUAGGGUUUCUUUGAUCAAACCAGAGAGCCGUCAGGGAGAGCAAAACAAAGAUCGGAGAAGAUGAAGACGAUUCUUUCUUCCGAAACGAUGGACAUCCCCGACAGUGUUACCAUCAAGGUUCACGCUAAAGUGAUCGAAGUCGAAGGACCUCGCGGGAAGCUUGUUCGCGAUUUCAAGCAUCUCAACCUCGAUUUCCAGCUGAUCAAGGAUCCAGAGACUGGAAAGAAGAAGCUUAAGAUCGAUUCGUGGUUUGGAACACGCAAAACCAGCGCCUCCAUCAGAACCGCUCUUAGCCACGUCGAUAACUUGAUCUCCGGUGUUACCAGAGGUUUCCGUUACAAGAUGAGGUUCGUGUACGCCCAUUUUCCCAUCAACGCCUCCAUCGGCGGUGACGGAAAGUCUAUCGAGAUCCGUAACUUCCUUGGCGAGAAGAAGGUGAGGAAGGUAGAGAUGUUGGAUGGUGUAACCAUUGUUCGAUCUGAGAAGGUGAAGGAUGAGAUUGUUCUUGACGGUAACGAUAUCGAGCUUGUUUCAAGGUCGUGCGCUCUGAUCAACCAGAAAUGUCACGUGAAGAAGAAGGAUAUCAGGAAGUUCCUUGACGGUAUCUAUGUUAGCGAGAAAAGCAAGAUCGUAGAGGAAGAAUGAAUACUCAUAUUCCCCUCUUAGCUCAUAUUUCUUGUGUUUGGAAUGUUGUUAGUUUUGUUUUAUGGACCAAAUCCACCGGUGAUGUAAACCUUGCCUUUUUUUUGUUCGAGAAUUUAUUAACUUAUGCAACAAGUUUUGGAGACAAUUAGAGACCCAUUCACUCUCACACUUUUGCCAAAUUACAUCUUCUCGGAUGAAUUUUGAAUUCUGAAGAAUUUGGUUGUGUUUUUGAAUUCCAGAACAUUAUAAUCCAUUGUCCUGAAUGAAAACGCCCACAAAUUUAGAGGGUGUUAUCGGUUCCUAAUUUACAAGAAAUUUUGAUGA